AUGAGCCAAGAGAUAACGGACUUCACUGGAAUGAAGGUUUCCUGCGACUCCUUCCACGUAUCCUGUUGUGUGGCCUGCUUGACUUUGUUGUGCACCGUUACUGGUCUGCAUCUGCAGGGCACAUGGGCUCCGUAUCAGCGUUACCGUUUUCUUACCAAAUUUGGCGUUCAGCGGACUAAAGCGGAUGAGUUAGAGGCAAGUAGAGGCUACGUUUAUGGCAACAUCACGCUUUUCAAAGAGAACUAUUUCA
Dicrocoelium dendriticum is the source of this 250-nucleotide messenger RNA. NCBI's taxonomy places the organism in Eukaryota, Metazoa, Platyhelminthes, Trematoda, Plagiorchiida, Dicrocoeliidae. The record is from the annotation of a GenBank genome assembly.